AUGUCAAGAGAAGAUCCUAUUAAAGCAGAGAAAGAUUUAUCAUCAAUUGUCGAUGCAGAAUUUCCUCAAAUCGAAAAAUUGCCUUAUAAAGAGGCUGUGGAUCGUUAUUUGAACUUGGAAAAACAAACAAGACAAUCUUCAGAUUUAGUUUCAAGUAAAAAAGUCUUGAGUAAAAUAACUGAUGUUUUAGUUAAAAAUGAUUGGGAAUACUUGAAUGAAUUGAUUCCUAUAUUGAGUAAGAAACAUGGUCAAAUGAAAAGUUCCAUCCAAUAUUUCAUUCAAGGUAUUAUUGAACAUUUAGAUGAAUUAAACGAUGAUAACAAAACUCAAUUAGAUUUAAAAAUCAAAAUUAUUGAAACUAUUAGAACUGUUGGUGAUAAGAAAAUCUUUGUUGAAGUUGAAAGAGCCAUUGUAUCUAAGAAAUUAAGUGAAAUCUAUCUCAACAAGUUAAAUGAUUUAGAUAAAGCCGUGGAAAUCUUAUGUGAUUUACAAGUUGAAACCUAUUCAAUGAUGGAAUUCCCUACUAAAAUCGAAUAUAUUUUAAAACAAAUAGAAUUAACUUUAAGGAAACAUGAUUUCAGUCAAGCCAAAAUAUUAAGUAGAAAGAUUUUACUCAAAAGUUUAAAGAAUUUCGAAAAGGCUGAUGAAUAUAAGAUCACUUACUUGAAAUUCUUGAUUAAGAUUAAUGAAUUUGAUAAUGAUUAUAUUUCAAUUGUUUCUAAUUAUUUGAAAUUAAUUGAAAUCGAUUUGAUCAAGGAAUCAUCGGAUUUAAAUGAUUAUUUGGUCUCAAUCAUUUACUAUAUCAUAUUAUCAAAAUUCGAUAAUUUACAACACGAUUUGAUUAUGAAAAUUAAAACCAACCCAGUUUUCAUCAAAAAUGUUGACAGCAAAAUCUUCACAUUAUUAGAAAUCUUUACUACUAAUGAAUUAAUCCAUUGGACCAAUAUUGAAAAUUCAUAUUCCCAAGAAUUCAAAUCAUCAGAAAUCUUCAACAACAGUGAAAAUUUCAAAAACUUACAAAAAAGAAUUAUUGAACAUAAUUUAAGAAUCAUUAACAAAUAUUAUACUUUCAUAGAAUUGUCACGGUUAUCAUAUUUAUUACAAUUAAAUAAUGAUGAGACCGAAAAAUAUAUUAGUGAAUUAGUUAAUUCAGGAAUGAUUAGUGCUAAGAUAAAUAGACCUCAAGGAAUUGUUAAAUUUGAAAAAGCUGGAGCCAAAAAUGAUUUCAACAGUUUAUUAAAUGAUUGGUGUUAUGAUGUUGAUAAAUUAUUAGAAGAAGUUGAUCAAAUUGGUCAUUUGAUAAAUAAAGAAGAAAUGAUGUAUGGUAUUAAACAAAAGAGUUGA
Messenger RNA from Yamadazyma jaroonii, 1344 nucleotides. NCBI's taxonomy places the organism in Eukaryota, Fungi, Ascomycota, Pichiomycetes, Serinales, Debaryomycetaceae. The record is from the annotation of a GenBank genome assembly.